Molecule: messenger RNA, 960 nt
Organism: Ctenocephalides felis (cat flea)
Lineage: Eukaryota; Metazoa; Arthropoda; Insecta; Siphonaptera; Pulicidae
Gene: RpL7
Product: 60S ribosomal protein L7
Exons: 2
Coding region: 139-897 (252 amino acids)
Biological process (GO): maturation of LSU-rRNA from tricistronic rRNA transcript (SSU-rRNA, 5.8S rRNA, LSU-rRNA)
Cellular component (GO): cytosolic large ribosomal subunit
Molecular function (GO): structural constituent of ribosome; RNA binding
Source: RefSeq, a predicted model, not a curated record
GUUGCCUUUGUUAUCAUCUACAAAUACUUGAAAAGUCCUCUGUGCUUUCCUUUUUAGAAAACGUGGUUCGGCAUCACGUUGAAUUUAAUUCUCUCGAAAAUAAAUAUACCAUUUGGGUGUAUCUAAACAGGUAAGAAAAUGGUGGCCGUAAAACCUACAAAACUCGCAGAGUCUAAGAAACUCCCUGCUGUGCCAGAAUCUGUAUUGAAACGUCGCAAACGGCGUGAUUUACAACGCACUCGCAGAAUCCAAUCCCUUGUUAAGGAAAAGGCUAAAAAGUUAGCUAAUCGCAAGGAAUACUUCGUCCGUGCUGAGACUUACAUGAAGGAAUACAGACAAAAAGAGCGCGAUGAAAUCCGUUUAUUCCGUCAAGCUCAAAACAAGAAGAACUACUACAUCCCUGCUGAAGCCAAAUUAGCAUUUGUCAUCCGUAUUCGUGGUAUCAACAAAGUAGCCCCUAAAGUACGUAAAGUUCUCCAAUUGUUCAGAUUGAAACAAAUCAACAAUGGUGUCUUCAUCAAAUUGAACAAAGCCACCAUCAACAUGCUCCGUAUUGCUGAACCUUAUAUCACAUGGGGAUACCCGAACUUGAAAUCAGUAAGGGAACUGUUAUACAAACGUGGUUUUGCCAAAAUUGAUGGACAACGUGUACCCAUUACUGACAACACCAUCAUCGAAAAGAAAUUGGCUCGCUUUGGACAUAUCUGUAUGGAAGAUCUUGUCAAAGACAUCUUCACAGUUGGACCCAGUUUUAAAUACACAUCGAACUUCUUGUGGCCCUUCAAACUGAACACACCAACUGGUGGAUGGCGUAAGAAGACUGUGCAUUAUGUCGAAGGUGGUGACUUUGGUAAUCGGGAAGACAAAAUUAACAGCUUGUUGAGGAAUAUGGUUUAAUAUAAAACUAUAUGGAAUAUAUUUAAUAUUAUUUUCUGUUAUCUGUACAAUGUAAUGCAAAUA